Molecule: messenger RNA, 4632 nt
Organism: Lemur catta (Ring-tailed lemur)
Lineage: Eukaryota; Metazoa; Chordata; Mammalia; Primates; Lemuridae
Gene: ARRDC2
Product: arrestin domain containing 2
Exons: 8
Coding region: 2207-3544 (445 amino acids)
Biological process (GO): protein transport
Cellular component (GO): plasma membrane; cytoplasm
Source: RefSeq, a predicted model, not a curated record
CCGCAGCGUGGGCGUGAACGCCGUGUCCAGCGACUACGCGGCCGCCGAGACGUACCUGCGGCGGCGGCAGCUGCUACUCCGGGGCCUGCGGUCCUCGAUUCCCAAAGAAGGCCCCCAUCUCACUUGCUACCCAGUGCCGUCGCCUCAGUUUACCCCGCAGUGUCUGCAGCUAUGAGUUCUUCCCUGGGAUUCGGAGGAAGGGGUGUCUGGUGGUGUUUGCAGGUGAGAGGGUGGAAUGCAUCCCAGAGCAGGAAGGGACAGGGUGGGGUCACAUCAGCGGGUCAGGAGCGGGCCAGAGACCACAGAAGGAUUGAGUCUGCGCACCAGCACCCUGCUGUGUGGCUGCCGGAGAACGCUGGGCCGCCCUGGAGACUUCUCCCGGCUAAGGCUGACCUCACUAUACCCGUCUGCAAAUGGGUGAGGCGGGUGGCAGCUCCGACUGCGGACAGCUCUCUUUUUCCAGCGCUGGGCCAGCAGACGAUCUGCCCGCAGCCUUGCAGGCUUGUUCCAACAGACCAGAGGCGAGGGGCACCCUCCCCUCCCCAACAGUGGAAACCUGCAGAGCGUAGUGCCUGGGGCAGGGCAGGAAGGGCCCUGGGAAAUGCUUCCCUUCCUCAGCGACUCAAGAGAAAUAUUAGGGCUAUGCUCACCCCACAGUGGCCCCAGACACUCACCAGUGGCUUCCUGGAGGGAUGAUGCUGGGAGAUGCUGUAUGACCACAGGCGAAGCCCUGUCCCUCUCUGGGCCUCUGGAGGUCCAUCUCCGAAACGGGUUGAGGGAGGCGCUGGCUCAAUAGUGGCCUCCCUGUCCCGUUCCCUCAGGGCCACUACGUCCCCCUCCUCCUCAUGCGUCUGCAGUCAGUCCUUCCCCUGGCUUCCACUUGGCCCUGGGUGAAGGACCCCACAUUUCAGCGUCAAAGCCCCUUCUCCCAGGCUGAUCACUGCAGGUCCAGUCCCUUCGUCUCUGUUCUGGUCCCCAUCACGGGCUGCAGGUGACUGUGUCUGUUUAUGGUAGCCCCUCACUGAGGGCUCCAAGGCCUUGGGGGUCCCGGUGUUGCCUGAGCCAGGCUCAGAGGGAACGGCCAGGGAAGGGGAUAGGUUGGAGCGGCUGCUCAUCCCACUGCCACCAGAGAGCGCCGGCGACCCACAGACCGCGUGGAGGCCACUCCCGCAGGAGACAUUCUCGGAGUGGCUCUUCUCGAGGGAAACUGAGGCCCAAGGAGAGGGCGCCCCGCAGUUCUGGACCUGGGGGUGCCUGAGCGUCCCCUGAACUCGGUUCUGUGCGUGCGGGGACAGGGGCCAGGGGUGCCCGGAGCGGGCACGAGGGCUGGGGGGAGAGUGGCAGUUUGCCAGAGCCUGAAACCUGGGAAGGGAGCGUCGCUGAGGCGACAGCGCCGAGGCGCGACCGAGGGAUGGCGUGUCGGGAACCGGUUGAUGACUCGGGAGCGAGGCUUUUGCAGGGUUGGAGCUGGGGCUGCACCGUGAUCCGGGCACGACCCUGCGAGGUCAGCGUUGAUUCUGAUCUUUCUCCUGACUCUACAGACGUGGAAACUGGGGCUCCGAGAGAGUGUCACCUGCCUCGGGUCACCCGGCAGAGGGGGCAGCGGGCGCAGAGUGGAGGGCGGUCCCACCCCUUCCUUCCCGUCCCGGUUUGCGCAGAGGGAGACGGGCCAGGGGCUGUAGGCGCUUAGAUGUCACCGGGACCAGGGCCCCACCUCAACGCGGGCAGGCGGCGCCUUGAGUCCCCGCUGCUAGUGGCAGCGGUGAGUGAUCGCGCCUAGGGGCAGGGUACUCUGCUAGGUGACGUCAGGCCUGGGCCCUGCCUCUGGCCCUCAGUUUCCCCUCUUGACUCCGGGUGUCCGCGAGAGACCGGCUCUGGCCGCCCCAGCACUGCAGUUUCUCCUCCACGGGUCGGGGACUGUCGGGCGCAGCCCACUGGGAGCGCAGGCGUUUGUUAUUUUCCUCCACGCCCGGGCGGAGCCACGCCCCUCGUCGCGCUAUUGGUAAGAUCCCUUCUGGGGGCGGGGCUGGCAUCUAUCCCCGCCCCCGACCUGCCGCAUAAAAGCGGCGCCGCUGUGAGGCGCGUGGAUUGUCCCGUCCGCUCAGCGAGUGCGCCUGCGCGCGCAGGGAGUAUUUGCGUCCCGAGGCUGCGGAGUCUCGGGUUCGAGGCCAGGGUGUGCGCGUCGUGGGUUCGCAGCCCCGGCACGAUGCUGUUCGACAAGGUGAAAGCGUUCGCGGUGCAGCUGGAUGGCGCGACCGCGGGCGCCGAGCCAGUGUUCAGCGGCGGCCAGGCCGUGGUGGGCCGCGUGCUGCUGGAGCUGGCGGGCGCGGCGCGCGUGGGGGCCCUGAGGCUGCGCGCGCGGGGCCGCGCCCACGUGCACUGGACCGAGUCUCGCAGCGCGGGCUCGAGCACCGCGUACACCCAGAGCUACAGCGAGCGCGUGGAGGUCGUGAGCCACCGCGCCACGCUGCUCGCGCCAGGUACGCGUCGGGGACCCGGCUCCGCGCGCGAGCCGUGCGCCCCCCACCCCGACGGCGGGACCCCCAGAACGCCCACGCAGCCGCUGAGUCGCCCCUUCUUGCUCCCACCUGCAGACACCGGCGAGACCACGACGCUGCCUCCUGGGCGCCACGAGUUCCCGUUCAGCUUCCAGCUGCCCCCGACCCUGGUGACCUCGUUCGAAGGCAAACAUGGCAGUGUCCGCUACUGCAUCAAGGCCACACUGCACCGUCCCUGGGUCCCAGCACGCCGGGCAAGGAAGGUGUUCACUGUCAUAGAGCCCGUGGACAUCAACACACCUGCCCUGCUGGCACCUCAAGCCGGGGCUCGGGAAAAGGUUGCCCGGUCUUGGUACUAUAACCGUGGCCUUGUCUCCCUCUCCGCCAAGAUCGACCGCAAAGGCUACACACCAGGAGAAGUGAUCCCCAUCUUUGCUGAGAUUGACAACAACUCCAUGCGUCCUGUGCUGCCGCGUGCGGCUGUGGUCCAGACGCAAACCUUCAUGGCUCGAGGCGCCCGGAAGCAGAAACGGGUGGUGGUGGCCAGCCUCGCUGGCGAGCCAGUGGGCCCCGGGCGGCGGGCACUGUGGCAGGGCCGGGCACUGCGGAUCCCCCCCGUGGGGCCUUCCAUCCUGCACUGCCGCGUGCUGCAUGUGGACUACACGCUCAAGGUCUGCGUGGAUAUCCCCGGUACGUCCAAGCUGCUCCUGGAGCUGCCACUGGUCAUUGGCACCAUCCCCCUGCACCCUUUCGGCAGCCGAUCAUCCAGUGUGGGCAGCCAUGCCAGCUUCCUGCUGGACUGGGGGCUGGGCGCCCUGCCUGAGCAGCCUGAGGCCCCUCCUGAGUACUCGGAGGUGGUGGCAGAGGAGGAGAUGGCAGCCUCUGGGCAGGGCCCUUUCCCGCUACUGCAGGACGCCAACAUGAGCCUCGACGGCCCUUUCUUUGCCUACAUCCAGGAGUUCCGCUACCGCCCGCCGCCCCUGUACUCCGAGGAGGAUCCAAACCCGGCCUCAGAGGCCAUGAGGCCGCGCUGCAUGACCUGCUGAACGGCAGACAUGCACCUCGGGGCACACGGUUGCUGUUGGUCAUCGUGAUCGUGGGGAGCAGCAGGACUAAGGGCCGACCAGACUGACCGUGCUGAAGUUGGGGAAACCAAGUCUCACAGCUGAGCAAGGCUGCUCUGACAUCACAGGUCAGAGGCGCCAGGCUGGAAUCUGACUUCUGGACUGGCUAUCCUCGUGAGGCAUCUGAGACUCUGCCCAGCCUGUGGGCAGUGCUGGGGUCCCCCAGGAGCCUUCAGUCUGGGAGAAACAGAGCCAGAUAUAGAUACCUCCAGUCUCGUGGAACCAGAAUAAGAGACUUAAGGCUGAGAGAGUCCAGAGGGGACGCACAGAAGGCUUCCUGGAGGAGGGAGCAUUUUAGCUGAGGCUUUGUCGUAUGAACAGGAGCUCAGCAGGCAGACAAGCAAGGAGGAAAAGUGGGAGAAGGUCAGAGCUGAGUGAUGUUUGGAACCCACCCCCUUCAUCCUAGAACUGGGGGCUCAGAGGGUAGGUGCCUCAGUCGAGGCCACACAGUGAAGUCCGGUGGCCAAGAGGGCCCAGGAAUGAGACAUUCAGGAAAGCAGGUUGUCGGAGCUAUGUGGGCCGGCCUGGAGGUGGCUGGGGCAGCGGCUUCAGCCUUUGCAGACUUUGAAAGCCAGACAUUCUAGGCCCAGACUGGCACUGCCUGGGAGCUCCUCCAAGCGCCCCAGGGCAUAUGAGCUGCCUGGGUGUUGUACGGCUCAGGGAACCCAGGUUCAGGGCAGGACAGACAAGACCAGAAACAUAACUUGCAAAAUGAAAACCUUGGGCUCCCUGAUCAAGGAUUAAGAAUCACAGGACAGUGAAAGCAGAGCAUUACACCAGGCCCUGGGGACAGAGGUCAGCCUGGUGUGACACGGGACCAGAGUGCUUCUGGAGGUCCCCUGUGUCCUAGAGAAAAGCAUUAAGGGGGUAGCUGGACAAGCCCCUAACCGCAGAGUCCCAGCCAUGGCUGGGCAGGACCCUGCCUGGGACUCAGCAUUUCUGAUAAGCCUUAAGAAAUCAAUCCUCUUUUGUACAGUUAUUUUUUAAAAAUAAAAGUGUGAAGAAAGAGA